Messenger RNA from Daphnia pulicaria, 408 nucleotides. RefSeq names its product 40S ribosomal protein S21-like (gene RpS21). The transcript is spliced from 5 exons. The record is from RefSeq and is a predicted model, not a curated record. Gene Ontology annotation, cellular component: ribosome; cytosolic small ribosomal subunit. Bases 100 to 351 code for a protein of 83 amino acids. Gene Ontology annotation, molecular function: structural constituent of ribosome. NCBI's taxonomy places the organism in Eukaryota, Metazoa, Arthropoda, Branchiopoda, Diplostraca, Daphniidae. Gene Ontology annotation, biological process: translation; endonucleolytic cleavage to generate mature 3'-end of SSU-rRNA from (SSU-rRNA, 5.8S rRNA, LSU-rRNA); endonucleolytic cleavage in ITS1 to separate SSU-rRNA from 5.8S rRNA and LSU-rRNA from tricistronic rRNA transcript (SSU-rRNA, 5.8S rRNA, LSU-rRNA).
AUUUCCAAAGCAAAGCUCCUGUCGCCUCCUCUUGCUGUCCGCCAUUGCACUCAACGUGUUUCUUUCCACUGAUCGCUGUUAACCAAGACAUCAAUCAACAUGCAGAACGACGCCGGAGAAAACGUUGAUUUGUACAUCCCUCGUAAAUGUUCUGCAAGUAACAGAAUCAUUCAUGCUAAAGAUCAUGCUUCAAUCCAAAUCAAUGUUGCCGACGUAGAUGAGAAGACUGGCAUGGCUCUACCCACCUUCAAGACCUAUGCCAUCUGUGGUUCUAUUCGCCGAAUGGGAGAAUCAGAUGACUGCAUUAACCGACUAGCCAAGAAGGAUGGAGUUCUUGCCAAGAAUUUCUAAAUUUUUGAUUGUCAAGUUCUGGAUGGGUUGAAUGAAAAUACAUUUUUUCUACCCAAA